AUGAAGCAAAGAUUUUCUUCCGCCAUAUCGCAAGAGCUACACGCUCAACUUCCUGGUCUACGACUGAGUAACAUUUACGAUCUCUCUUCCAAAAUCCUCCUGCUCAAAUUUGCAAAGCCGGACCAAAAGGCGCAACUCAUCAUCGACUCGGGUUUUCGUUGCCACUUGACAGACUUUGCGCGGACCACCGCACCAGCACCGUCCCCUUUCGUCGCCCGGCUAAGAAAGUUUCUCAAGACCCGCCGUCUUACAUCUGUUUCCCAGAUUGGUACCGAUAGAAUUAUUGAGUUCCAGUUCAGCGACGGUCAAUAUCGGCUAUUUCUGGAGUUCUUCGCCGGCGGCAAUGUCAUACUCACAGACAACGAACUGAAGAUUUUGGCUAUUCUGCGCAACGUCAAGGAAGGAGAGGGUCAAGAACCCCAGCGCAUCGGGCUUACCUACUCCCUCGACAACAGACAAAAUCAUGGCGGCAUUCCCGAGUUCACUAAGCAACGUCUCCGUGAUGCCCUCACCAAGACAGCCGAGAAGGCAGCUAAUGCAUCCGGUGCCACAAGAAAAGGACGAAAGUCUGGCGCUGACCUGAGGAGGGGCCUUGCUACUAUAAUCACAGAGCUUCCGCCAAUAGUUGUCGACCAUGCCUUUCGAUCCACCAACUUUGACGCCGGGGCACAAGCCGCCGACAUACUACAAAACGAUGAUACUUUUGAUGCGCUGUUCGAAGCGCUUGAGGAGGCGCGGAAGAUUCUGGUUGCCAUUACGAGCUCGGCUCAGAUCACAGGUUACAUCAUAGCUAAGGCCAAAGAUGGGGCUGCAAGUGUCCAAAGCGAAGACCAGGGUUCAGAAGGGGCCGUUGUAAAGCCAUUUGUUCCUGGAUCGAGCAAGGACCUGAUAUAUGAGGACUUUCAACCAUUUUUGCCCAAACAGUUCUCCAGCGACCCCAACAAUAUUAUCCUCGAGUUUGAGGGCUUCAACAAGACUGUCGACGAGUUCUUUUCAUCCCUCGAAGGUCAAAAGCUCGAGUCCAGAUUGACAGAAAGGGAAGCAGCCGCCAAGAGGAAAUUGGACGCCGCGCGAGAGGAGCAGGCAAAGCGUAUAGAGGGGCUGGAAGAAAGCCAACUGCUCAAUUUCCGCAAGGCUGCAGCAAUCGAGGCUAACGUGGAGAGGGUUCAGGAGGCCAUGGACGCUGUCAUUGGCCUCCUUGAAAAUGGUAUGGAUUGGGUUGACAUCAAUAAGUUGGUUGAGAGGGAGCAGAAGCGGAACAACCCAGUUGCUGCCAUAAUCAAGCUACCCAUGGACCUCGCCAAUAACACCAUCACUUUGCGCAUUGGCGAAGAGGAAGAGGACGAUUCCAAGGAUGGUGUCGAAGAAGGCUACGAGACAGACUCAACCGUAUCCGACGAUGACGAUGAGGCCGAGGCGAAAUCACAACCGUCGAAGCGAGAGCUGGAGGUGGAUAUUAAACUCAACUUGUCGCCCUGGAGUAAUGCGGGAGAGUAUUACGACCAAAAGCGCAGUGCAGCUGAGAAACGAGAGAAGACUAUUCAGCAAUCUUCCCUUGCUCUUAAGAGUGCCACGCAAAAAAUCACGCGAGAACUACAGAAAGGGUUGAAACAAGAGAAGCCAGUCAUACAGCCAAUUCGCCACCAGAUGUGGUUCGAAAAGUAUUUGUGGUUUAUAUCUUCGGAUGGGUACCUGGUCUUGGGUGGUCGAGAUGCUCAGCAAAACGAGAUGAUUUAUCGCCGACAUCUUAGUCGCGGUGACGUUUAUGUUCAUGCAGACUUGAACGGCGCCCCUAAUGUAGUGAUCAAGAACAACCCGAGGACUCCUGAGGCUCCUAUACCACCAUCGACGUUGUCACAGGCUGGUCAGCUAACCGUAUGCGCCUCCAAUGCAUGGGAUGGAAAGGCGGCGAUGGGAGCGUACUGGGUCAAUGCCGACCAAGUCUCGAAAGCUGCUCCAACCGGAGAAUUCUUACCUGCGGGCAGUUUCAUGAUUAAGGGAAAGAAAAACGAGCUGCCUCCGGCAACCCUUGUCAUUGGAUUUGGCCUUCUCUUCAGGAUCAGCGAGGAGAGCAAGGCUAAGCAUGCAAAACAACACCGUGUGUAUGAUCCAGUCGAAAUUGGGACCGCCUCCGUUGAAAAUGCCAACACGAAUCCUCUUGAGAACAACAUGCCAACGCAAACAGCCGACCAAGAUUCAGGGAGUGAUGACGAGGGCGCUGAGGCAGAUGAUGACGCAAACCUCGCUAGGGCCAAUCCUUUGCAAUCCAGAGAGAGCGGAGAUGGUGGUGAUUCAGACAACGAAUACAACGCCGCAGUACCCACAAACACCAUGGCAAAGCUGGAUGUCACUGAAGGCGAUGCAGGGACACCUGAUUCCGUCGAUGAUAACGGAGUGAAUCUGGACGGCAACGGGAAGUCAGAGAGCGUUGCGGAAGAAACUGAGGAACGAGACAGUAAUCGUCCUGGGUCAGCUACUCCUGCCUUGUCUUCGACUGGAACGUCUACUCCUCAGCAAAAGAAAGGCCAGCCGAAACGAGGCCAGCGUGGAAAGGCCAAAAAGAUAGCACAGAAAUACAAAGACCAAACUGAGGAGGAUCGUAUCGCUGCCGAGACGCUCCUGGGCGCCACUGCAGGUAGGCUGAAGCGCGAGGCUGAGGCCAAAGCCAAGGCGGAAGAGGCGGCGGCUCUGGAGGCUGCAAGGGAACGACGCCGGGAGCAGCACAGGCGACAGCAGAAGGAAGCUGCCGAGCACGAAGAGGCACGCGCAAAGCAAAUGAUGGGUGAAGAUGACGGGGACAUUUCGGGUGCCUCAUACGACUUUGGUGCUUUGGAGACAUUGGUCGGCAACCCUUUACCUGGCGAUGAGAUCCUUGAGGCCAUCCCCAUCUGUGCGCCGUAUGCGGCUAUGGGCAAGAUCAAGUACAAGGUCAAGCUUCAGCCCGGCGCACAGAAGAAAGGAAAGGCUAUCAAGGAGAUCCUCGAAGCGUGGAAAAACGUAUCAACCAAGAAGGGUGUCAUGGAUGAGCAAGCAGCUGAUACUGAGCGUAUGUGGCCACGCGAAAUAGCUCUCAUCAAAAGCCUGAAACCUGAGGAAGCCAUGAAUUGCGUUUUUGCUGGCAAGGUCAAGAUUAUGAUGACGGGCGGUGCGAGUGGAGGUGGUGGCGGUGGUGGUAAGGGAGGAAAGGGGUCUAAGAAGCGAUAG
This is a messenger RNA of Pyricularia grisea, 3204 nucleotides long. RefSeq lists its product as uncharacterized. Gene Ontology annotation, cellular component: RQC complex. The transcript has 4 exons. NCBI's taxonomy places the organism in Eukaryota, Fungi, Ascomycota, Sordariomycetes, Magnaporthales, Pyriculariaceae. The coding region runs from base 1 to 3204 and encodes 1067 amino acids. The record is from RefSeq and is a predicted model, not a curated record. Gene Ontology annotation, molecular function: tRNA binding; ribosomal large subunit binding. Gene Ontology annotation, biological process: ribosome-associated ubiquitin-dependent protein catabolic process; rescue of stalled cytosolic ribosome.